UAGCACAAUGCUUCUCGCGUUGGUACUUUAUUUGCUCUACGGAAGGCGGUUAAACCAGAGCGGUUCAAAACUCCGGUACCAAAAGCCACUUGCCUCUCACGUCGUACACUUCUCCCGCUCCGACGAUAAACGGUCGUACAUUAAAUGGGCUGCCGCCGACCGGACUUGCAGGAGCUCUGAUAAAGAAGCAACAGACAACAGACCUCAGAAUGUCAAUCCUUUGCUCAUGGCUGUACUUCGACCAGUGAGUAAGGUGGCAGCAGUGCUGGUUGGCAGAGGUUUCAGAAAAUGGUGGCAGUCACUUCCUAAACAGAAAAGGAAACUGUUUAUACAGCAUUUACAUCGCAAUAUAAGGAUUUAUAUUU
Penaeus monodon (black tiger shrimp) is the source of this 365-nucleotide messenger RNA. RefSeq lists its product as uncharacterized. NCBI's taxonomy places the organism in Eukaryota, Metazoa, Arthropoda, Malacostraca, Decapoda, Penaeidae. The record is from RefSeq and is a predicted model, not a curated record.